Aspergillus calidoustus is the source of this 2574-nucleotide messenger RNA. The record is from the annotation of a GenBank genome assembly. Lineage: Eukaryota; Fungi; Ascomycota; Eurotiomycetes; Eurotiales; Aspergillaceae.
AUGGGUUACUUCAACAGUUUUCUCUUUGCAUACUUCCUCGGCGGACUUACCCUUCUUCCUCUGGUCCUGUCGCUGAUUCUUAUCUACUCCUAUUUCUUUCUUCCGUCAUCCUCCCCGCAGUCCGACCAUUCAAGCGCCUCCACCGUUCCCUCGAUCCGCCGCUCCAACGACGAUCAAUACAGUCUCAAAUCUGGAACCGAUGAGCUAGCGGAGAAGUUCUAUCGCACUCACGAUACUGAUGUUGCCGCGGGCUAUUUUGUCGUCUGUCGUGAAUACGUCCCAGGUGGUAUAAAUGGAAAACCUCCAGAGAGGACUACCCCCGCAGGGGAGGUCAUUGCCGCAGAAAGCCCAAGCGUGUAUCAAGCGAUGUAUAGGAGUCUUUUUGACCGAAAGCAAGCUCCGACAAUAGAGCCGACUAAAACGACUUCGAAGAAUGCAAAACGGGCGCGGAAUAUGUUUUACAUUGUACUUCGGCACGGCCAUCUCAUGCUAUACGAUGAUGCAAACCAGGUAGAAGUAAGAUAUGUGAUCUCUCUCAAUCAUCAUGAUGUUAGCAUCUACGGCGGAGAAGGGGAGAUACCGGAAGGCGAGCUUUGGCUGAAAAGGAAUGCCAUCAGCCUUUCAAGACGGCUCGAAUCUCUGGGAGACCUUGGAGGGCCGACUCCUCCAUUUUACUUCUUCUCCGAGAAUCUCUCCGAAAAAGAAGACUUCUACUUUGCUAUGCUUCAGAACCAAACCAAGAUGGGGAAGCCCCCGGACCGGCCGCCAACGCAUCAAGAUUUCGAUGUGAAACAUAUCGUUACACUAGUCCAGCGCCUACACUCCUCCGAGGAGCAGCUUCAAACGCGAUGGAUAAAUGCUGUAUUAGGCCGGAUGUUCCUUGCUUUGUACAAAACUCCAGAGAUGGAAGAAUUUGUCCGGACUAAGAUUGUCAAAAAAAUCUCUCGAGUCAACAAACCAAACUUUAUCAGCAAGAUUGGUCUCCGCAGUAUCAACAUGGGAAACGGCGCGCCCUUCAUUAUCAACCCGAGGCUCAAAGAUCUCACUGUCGACGGCAAUUGUUGCGUCGAAACCGACGUUCAGUACACAGGUAACUUUCGUGUGGAGAUCGCGGCUACUGUUCGCAUCGACCUGGGACAGCGCUUCAAGGCUAGAGAGGUCGACAUUGUUUUGGCGGUUGUACUGAAAGAGCUGAAGGGACACUUGCUGAUACGAUUCAAGCCGCCACCGAGCAAUCGAGCGUGGAUUGCGUUUGAAACGAUGCCCGAUAUGGUUAUGGAUAUUGAGCCCAUUGUUAGCUCAAAGCAAAUAACGUACGGGAUUAUCAUCCGCACAAUCGAGAGCAAAAUUCGAGAAAUGGUGGCAGAAAGCAUUGUACUACCGUUUUGGGAUGAUGUUCCUUUCCUGGAUACUUUGGCGCAGCGGUUCCGUGGCGGGAUCUGGCAUCAAGAAACAUCAGAGCCUGAUUCGACGGUCGAUAUUCCUGAUGAAUCCGGAGUCGGGUCUGAAGUGCUGGAAGGCUCCAAGGAAGACCCGAUCAACACAUUAAAGUCCAAGGAUGAUCGCACCAUGAGUGCUCCCGCUCUUGCCGAGUCCGCCACCAAUUCUGUGAAAUCGCGCAGGAAGUCAGGACUCUCCGGGAGCUUUGAUAAGAGUAUUGACAUGCCCUCACCAACUGGGAAAGUUAAUGGAUCUCCGCCACGGGCGAUUCGGUCCCGCACGUUUUCACAUACCGCUGAUCCCGUAUUGACUGCUGACCAUGGGCAAAUGGAUGGCAUCCUGUCCGAUUACAAAAACGAAGAGAAGAGCUAUGCAACUAGUGCUAUGAUCGAGAUAUCCAACCGCUCUCCCCCUGCUUCGCCGAAUAGAACGCCGAACCAUUCCCCGCCAACUGACGACCAGAGCAUUUUGGACGCCGUAUUUCAUAGUCGUGAAUCUUCGAUUGCCGAGUCAAACCAAGGCCUGGACGAACCGAGCCACGAGCUACCUAAGCGCCCAUCCUCUGCCCAGAUCAGUGAGACAUCGCUGAGUAUGAAAGGCGCAGCCAGCCGCUCGAGUACAUCCUUGAACAGCAACAAAACUCGGCGGUCUGCUACCUUAGAGAGCUCAAUUCGUUCAGUCCCUCCUCCUGUUUCCUCGGAUAAGAAGUCUCAAACCUCGCUCUCGCUGAAUACGGCAACGACUAUGGCUAAGAAAUGGGGGCUAACAAUGUUUGGAAGGGGAGAGUCUAAUGCAGGGCAGGGAGCAUCACGGCCUGCCGGCACACCUGAAGAACCAAUCGGGCGUGGGCAUCCGCUUCCCCCUCCAGGUACACCGUUACCCAGACCUGCAAAGGUCAACGUCAAGAAGAAUUCCGUCUCCAUACCAAAGCGCCUCGCUGGACGAGGUAUGGUUGUUGAAGGCGCUCAACCUGGAGCACAGGGCGACUCUGAAGUCAAGACACGACAAAGUCAGGUGAAGGAACAAGAUGGCACACUUUCUCAGCCGUCAGCAGUUCAUCGUCGGGACACUGGUCAGAGUAAGCUCUCAGGGCUCCCCGUAGCUAAUGGCCUUCUGUUGCGGGAAUUAGAAUGA